Messenger RNA from Fraxinus pennsylvanica, 420 nucleotides. NCBI's taxonomy places the organism in Eukaryota, Viridiplantae, Streptophyta, Magnoliopsida, Lamiales, Oleaceae. The record is from the annotation of a GenBank genome assembly.
AUGGCCCUAUACAACCCAGUCUCGUGUUCCACACAACUCCAUUUCACCCACAAUUACAAGAAAACACCGCCACCACUUACCUUAUCGCUCAAGGGCUGCUUCGCUGCCCAAAAUCCCAAAUCGGGUUGCCGGAAUACUAGCAGCAGAAGAAGAAUUUCGGUGGUUACACGGGCAGGGCCUAGCACCAGCAGCUACAUAUUCGCCUUUGUCUUGCCUCUCUCUCUCUUGGCGGUCACCGUAUUCACUUCUAUUAGAAUUGCUGACAAGCUCGACCAGAAGUUCCUCGAAGAGGUUGCAAUAAAUGAAGCUAUAUUAGAAGCAGAAGAAGAUGAUGAAGCUAAAAUUCAUUCAGAAAAGGAACCUGCACCACCACGCAUCCGCAAUCGGCCCAAGCGUAAAGUUGAGCCAUCAUCUAAUUAA